GUGCAGCCAGAGAGCAGAAAUGAAGUCCCCGUCCUGCACCGCAGCCUUCCUGGGGAGCUGCAGCCCAGGAGCCUCCCGUCCAGACGGCCCUCUGUGCCCGAUGGCCGAGAGCCCUGAGGAGGGGGAGCCGCUGGCAGUGCCCUGUUCCGCAGGGCUCCUCUGGGUCGCAGCCAGCCAGGGAAGGUGCCCCCAAGCGCCACUGUGAAGGGAGAAGAGGCGAGUCUCCCCCCUGAGAAGACCCAGGUCCCCCGUUGGCUUUGAGACGCGGCUCUCCCACCUCUCUGGACACACACAGGCAGCGCUCAAGCCGGGGGAAGGGUCCGAGCCUCCCCCCAGGUGGUCUCCUGGCUGCCCAAAUCCUAUUUCUGUGCAGAACCCAAGUGGCCUUCAUCCCUCUCCUCCUUUCCCUGCAGAGCUUUGGCCUGGAAACGCAGCUCUUAAAGGGAGCAUCCGGUGCUUCUCCUAGGCGGACGAUCCCCACCACUGGGAGCUUAACAGGAGAGACCUAGAAAAGAAUGGCAUGUGGGGGGGGGGCGAUGGUUACAAGCACGGGAAGAGGGCUUUGAAGCCACAGCCCCGUCUCCUGCCCACAGCUGCUGAAGGAGGAGGGGAAACGCCUUCUGCCAAUUCUCCCUGGCAUUGAAUUCUCUGCAGUUCUGAGUUCUGUGAAUUCUCUAGAUCAGCAUUCAGUAAGUUUAAUAUAAGUGGACCUCCAAUUCCCAGAAUUCCCCAGCCAGCAGGCAUUGAAGUCCACAUAUCUUCAAGUUGACCACAUAUCUUAUGCUGCCAUGGUUCUUGUUGUUGUUGUUGUUGUUAUCCUUUAUGUAUAAUCCAAAGGGAUUGCUAAUCUUCCUUACAUGGGUACCAUUCAAUGUUCAUAUGCAAUUAUACUCAUCAUAACACUUUAUAUACAUUAGUAACAUCAGUUAUUUAAGCUAUAUCUAUUAUCAAUAAAUUUUACUAGGUUUAACUAGU
Messenger RNA from Thamnophis sirtalis, 975 nucleotides. Lineage: Eukaryota; Metazoa; Chordata; Lepidosauria; Squamata; Natricidae. The record is from RefSeq and is a predicted model, not a curated record.